Messenger RNA from Setaria italica (foxtail millet), 1576 nucleotides. RefSeq names its product scarecrow-like protein 32. Gene Ontology annotation, cellular component: nucleus. The transcript has a single exon. The record is from RefSeq and is a predicted model, not a curated record. Gene Ontology annotation, molecular function: sequence-specific DNA binding; DNA-binding transcription factor activity. Lineage: Eukaryota; Viridiplantae; Streptophyta; Magnoliopsida; Poales; Poaceae. The coding region runs from base 56 to 1342 and encodes 428 amino acids. Gene Ontology annotation, biological process: regulation of DNA-templated transcription.
GCGUCCCAAAAUCUUGUAGCACUUUGGCACGUCCGUGCGAGGGCUACACCGCUUGAUGGAGCAGGAGAUGAGGACCGCCGCCUCCGGCGGCGGCAGCGGCCUCAGGGCGCACAGCUCCGUCUGCUUCUCCGGCGCGCUCAUCGACGGCCCGCGCAUCCAGCAGCUGCUGCUCCACUGCGCCGCCGCGCUCGAGUCCAACGACGUCACGCUGGCGCAGCAGGCCAUGUGGGUCCUCAAUAACAUCGCCUCCUCGCAGGGGGACCCCAACCAGCGCCUCACCUCGUGGCUGCUCCGCGCGCUGGUCGCCCGCGCGUGCCGCCAGUUGUGCGCCCCGGCUGGGACUACCCAAGAGGCGGCCGCCGUCAGGCCGCGGGAGCGGGCGGUGUCGGUGACGGAGCUCGCCGAGUACGUCGACCUCACGCCGUGGCACCGGUUCGGGUUCACUGCCUCCAACAGCGCCAUCCUCCGGGCCGUGGCGGGCAGCGCCGCCGUGCACGUCGUUGACCUCGGCGUCACGCGCUGCAUGCAGUGGCCGACGCUCAUCGACAUGCUGUCGAAGCGGCCCGGGGGCCCGCCGGCGCUCCUGCGCAUCACCGUGCCGUCCGCCCGCCCCACCGUGCCGCCCCUGCUCGGCGUGCCGGACGAGGAGCUCGGUGUCCGGCUGGCCAACUUCGCUAAGUCCAAAGGCGUACGGCUAGAGUUCAACGUCGCCGGCAAGGGCACGGGCACCAGCCCGGCGUCGUCUCCAGAGAAAGCUGCGGCGGCGGCGCCCUGCCAAAACCUGGCGUCCGUGCUCUCCGACCCGCCGUCGCUGGCGCUCCGGGACGGCGAGGCGCUCGUCGUAAACUGCCAGAGCUGGAUCCGCCACGUCGCGCCGGGCUCGAGGGACGCGUUCCUCGACGCCGUCCGCGCGCUGAACCCGUGCCUGGUCACCGUGACCGACGAGGACGCCGACCUGGACUCGCCGAGCCUCGCGUCACGCAUCGAGGGGUGCCUCAACUUCCACUGGAUCCUGUUCGACGCGCUGGACACGUCCGCGCCCAGGGACAGCCCGCGGCGGGCGGAGCACGAGGCGGCCGUGGGCCGGAAGAUCGAGAGCGUCGUGGGCGCCGACGACGCCGGCGGCGGCGCGGAGCGGUCGGAGUCCGGCGCGAGGCUCGCCGAGCGGAUGCGGCGGAACGGGUUCGCCGGCGUGGCGUUCGACGAGGAGACGGCCGGAGAGGUGAGGCGCCUGCUGAGCGAGCACGCGACUGGCUGGGGCGUGAAGCGGGAGGAGGACAUGCUCGUGCUCAACUGGAAGGGGCAUGGCGCCGUGUACACGAGCGCUUGGAUGCCCAACUAAGUUUAGCUAUCUCCAUUAGCGAUCGAAACUGCUGCUAGGAGCCUAGGGUGGCAUGGCAGAUAACACCAUGGCAAAGAAGGUAGGCUAGGUUGCUGAUUAGCUCAAGAAGAAUCAAGCUACACGGAUGUGACAUAGAAAUAGGCAUCUGAAAUUUAGUCAGUUCCGUUCGACCAUGAUCACGGUGAAAGAAUCGUUCAUGACUCAGGAUGAAUGAAGACAACCUGUGUGUUUGAC